GCGAUGGAGACCCGGGCAGCCUGACAGCUGGACUGGGCACGGUCUUGGAGGGGAUGAAGACUGUGCUCACCUUCACAGUGAUGGACGCCUGAAUGACCACCACUGCUCCACCAGGUUCCGCUUCAUCUACAUAAAGGUGUCAAAUCACCUGUGGUUUUUGGAGCAGAGACUUUCCAACCAGAAGGACGUCUUCCAGUCGCUGCAUUCCUCAGUGCCUCAGGUUCAAGAGGUAAACACGUCAAAUCGUCUAUCAUUUGUGGAGCAGAGAGUUUUCAACCUGAUUGAUGUCAUCCAGUUACUGAAUGACUCACUGAAGCAUAUUCAAGACACAGACACAUCUAAUCGUCUAUUAUCUGUGGAGCAGAGAGUUUCCAGCCUGACUGACGCCACCCAAUUACUGAGCGACUCACUGCGGCAUACUGAAGUUUUUCGUCUUUUUCACACUUUAGUUUCCCGUUCUUCUACCACAGAUACAGCAAAAGAAGUUUUGUCAAUGAAGUUUGCUGUGGAGAACAACAAGGACCAGCUGGCAUCAGUAUCAGAGGCACUGAGGCAGCUCUCAGUCCUGGACGCUCUCCGCAGGACGGUCGCCGAACUCAAAUGUUCUUUAGAACGCUUGGUCAACAACGGCACGACAUCACACGGCUGUUGUCCUCUGAAUUGGGAUUCUUUCGGCACUAACUGCUACUUAUUCAGUACCAUGCCAUUAUCGUGGCACGAUGCCAGAGACUGGUGUAAUGGACACGAAUCUCACUUGGUCAUUCUUCUCACUGACGAGGAGUGGGAUUUUGUGACCCAGCGUACUGUGGGCUCCUUCCACUGGGUGGGUCUGACUGAUGAGAGGACUGGGCAGUGGGAGUGGGUCAACCAGACACCCUACAUCAUGAACCGGAGGAGGUGGAAACCUGGGCAGCCUGACGCCUGGACCCAUCAUGGUCUCGGUCCCGGGGAUGAAGACUGCGCUCAUCUUCAUUCUGAAGGACGUCUUAACGAUCUGCACUGCUCCGCAAAAUGCGCUUCAUCUGUCAGAGGCACACCAUUAAGAACUAAACUCAGAUGUGAGCUAUGUGCUGACACCAUUGAAUAGUGUGAUUACAAGCACCCAGAACGAUCUGUUUCUGCUGUGCUGAGGGAAAGUUCAUUAGUGCUUUGCAGUUUGUAAGUUGUAUCAAAAUCUUGAUGUACCUAAUUUUCCAGAACUCCACUGGUGUUCAAAAAUCUAAUAAAACACAUCAUCAAUUUCCCUGAAA
Molecule: messenger RNA, 1250 nt
Organism: Neolamprologus brichardi
Lineage: Eukaryota; Metazoa; Chordata; Actinopteri; Cichliformes; Cichlidae
Source: RefSeq, a predicted model, not a curated record